This is a messenger RNA of Colletotrichum destructivum, 1321 nucleotides long. RefSeq names its product Putative rmlC-like cupin domain superfamily, rmlC-like jelly roll, gentisate 1,2-dioxygenase. Bases 113 to 1126 code for a protein of 337 amino acids. The record is from RefSeq and is a predicted model, not a curated record. Lineage: Eukaryota; Fungi; Ascomycota; Sordariomycetes; Glomerellales; Glomerellaceae. Gene Ontology annotation, molecular function: dioxygenase activity. The transcript is spliced from 3 exons.
CAUAAAAUCCAUGUGAAUCAUGUCAUUCUAAGAAUCAACGACCCCUCAGUUACAUACAUCCUUAUUUAGCCCCACGCCACAGCACAGUCGUCACUGAAAACAAGCCACCGUCAUGUCCUCCACAACAGUCACCGAGACUUCCGAACAUACCAAAGCGGUUGAAGAUGAGACCUCGCAGAUGUUGCGGGCUGCCGAGAUCAGCCAUACAAAGCCACUAUGGAAACAGAUGAGCAGACUCAACCCGGCUCUGCCCAACCCACGAUGCAUUCCACACCUCUGGAAGUACUCUGACAUUCAGCCGACUCUCUUACAAGCGGGGCAUCUUGUUACCGAGUCCCAGGCCGAGCGCCGGGUGUUAAUGCUGGUGAAUCCAUCCCGAGAUGCCCCCUUCACCACUGACACCCUGUAUGCCGGACUUCAGCUCGUGAUGCCGAAUGAGACGGCCAAGGCUCAUCGGCACACUGCUUUUGCCAUGCGCUUCAUCAUUGAAGGAAACGGAGGCUUCACUGCGGUCCAUGGCAAGCGUAUCGCGAUGAACCGAGGAGAUGUCAUCCUCACUCCUACCUGGAACUGGCACGAUCAUGGGAAAGACGGAUCCGGCCCGAUGAUCUGGCUCGAUGGCUUAGACUUGCCCAACUUUACCCACUUUCCUGUGCACUUCGUCGAGCAUUUCUCAUCGCCACGGUAUCCCGCAGACGAUGUCGAUACUUCUCAGUCACCCAUCGUUUUCCCUUGGAGCCGAAUGAAGGCAUCGUUGGACUCCGAAGAGGGCCAAUAUGUUACACGAAGAUACCUGCGCACCGAUGGCUCUGAAGUCAGCAAGGUACUGGGCGGAUGUGCAGCCCGCUUGGAUGCUGGUGCAACUUCGCCUCUAGUCCAGGAGACGGCAUCGUCAGUAUACCACGUGGUCGAAGGCUCUGGCCAGACACGGAUUGGAGACAAGGUUUUAAUCUGGAAGAAAGGAGAUACCUUUUGCAUCCCUUCGUGGUAUUCCUACCAGCAUUCUGCGGAUGAAGGACUUGGGUCUCCAGUAUACUUGUAUUGUUUUGACGACACGCCAAUGCUUAAGAGCUUGGGGUUCUAUCGCUCCGCCGACAUGGACGUCGAGACCCUUGUGUCGGCUUAGAUUCGGAGACGGUUAUUCGACGGUGAAGCUAUUGAAUGUCUCAAGUUUCUAGCAGUCACAGUCGAUCACGAAAUGGAAACAGUACAUACCACACAUGGAUUUACGGACUCUUUUGCAAUGUUCAAUUUCCUCGCUGUCUCUUUAGACAAACAGCAUUGACUGCUGGAUCGUGAAAGCGGUGUACUUUUUUUUAUA